ACAGACACCACGGACAUGUGGUUACUCGUCUGCCUUUACUUUUUGGGUUUCUUGUUCAAUUUUUCCAUAACCGAUGCGACUGAAAUUUACUACCUGAAUCACAGUUGUUCAAGCAACAAAACCUUCGCUCCAAACAGCACCUACGAAUCCAAUCUCCGAACCCUCCUCCCGUCCCUAUCUUCCCAUGCCACCACUGCACUAUUCUUCAACACCACAUCGGAUGGUGGAGACGGCAAGGAAAUCAUUUACGCCUCCUUCAUGUGCCGUGGCGAUGUCACCAACCACACGUGCCAAGAGUGCAUCAGAACUGCAGCCCAACAAAUAUCUCAAGUGUGUCCCAACUCCAAAGAGGCCUUAAUUUGGUACCACGAAUGCUUGGUUCGUUAUUCGAACCGUUGUUUUUUCUCCACCUUGGAAGAGUGGCCAAGAUUCAACUUCAUUGAUUACAACGUAACGAAUUCAACGAACGAGAAGGGAAGUUAUGGGUUCUGGUUGUUAUCGAAAACGUUGAGUGAUGCUGUGGGUGAGGCAGCGAACGCUGGUCCCGCGGGCACCAUGAAAUUUGCAACAAAAAACGCUUCCGUGUUUGGGUCCCAGCAAAUUCAUACUCUGGUUCAAUGCACGCCAGAUCUAUCAAGCGAAGAUUGCAGUGAGUGUUUGGGUGAUAUUAUGAAAGAUAUUUCUUUGUGUUGUCUCGGAAGGAUCGGUGGAAUGGUUCUAUAUCCCAGCUGCACUUUGAUGUUUGGGUCCAGACAUUUCUACAGAGACGUUAUCGUUGCUUCGAAUGCCACACAAGAAUCAUUACCUUCAGGAAAUAAAAUGAUUUCACCUGGAGGAAUUGUUACGGUUGUCAUCUUUCUUGGCUUCACAAUGCUAAUCUCUUUUCACUGUUAUUUCUUAUGGAGAAGAGCAAGAAAGCGCAAGUAUAAGGUUCUUUUGAAAGAAAACUUUGGUCAAGAAAGUGUCACUCUAGAAGGAUUACAAUUUGAUUUGGUCACAAUUCAAGCGGCAACAAAUAACUUUUCAAAUGAAAACAAGAUUGGAAAAGGUGGAUUUGGAGAAGUUUACAAGGGCAUCUUAUCUUCUGGACUACAUAUAGCAGUAAAAAGAUUAUCACAAAGUUCUACACAAGGUUCCGUUGAAUUUAAGAAUGAAGUUUUAUUAAUAGCCAAAUUACAACACAAAAACCUCGUGGAGCUAAUAGGCUUUUGUCUAGAGGCACAAGAAAAGAUACUUGUAUACAAAUUCAUGCAGAAUGGGAGUCUUGAUAAAUUUCUCUUUGGUCAUCAACAAAAAAUGUUGAGCUGGUAUGAACGUUUCAAAAUUAUAGAAGGAAUUGCUCGAGGAAUUCUUUAUUUACAUGAACAUUCUCGACUUAAAGUUAUACAUCGUGAUAUCAAACCUAGUAAUAUUUUAUUAGAUGAAAAUAUGAAUCCUAAAAUCUCAGAUUUUGGUAUGGCUAGAAUUAUGGAAAUAGACCAAGAUCGUGGAAAGACCAAACGUAUAGUUGGAACAUAUGGUUAUAUGUCACCAGAAUAUGCAAUGUUUGGACAAUUUUCUGAAAAAUCAGAUAUUUUUAGUUUUGGAGUUAUGGUUUUGGAGAUUAUUACAGGAAAAAAGAACACAAGUUCUCAUGAAUCACGUUACAUGCCAAAUGGACUCAUGAGCUAUGUUUGGAGAAAAUGGAUGGAUGAAACACCAUUGAGCAUAUUAGACCCGUUUUUGGAAGAAAAUUAUUCUAGAAUUGAAGUAAUUAAGUGUAUUCAUAUUAGUUUAUUAUGUGUUCAAGAAAACAAAAAUAUUAGACCUACAAUAGCAGAUGUUGUUUCAUAUCUUGAUGGUCGUCACACGAUUGAAUUUCCAUCUCCACAAGAACCAGCAUAUUUGUUGUUCGACAAGAUGGAUACAAAAAUAGUCUCAGAACACUAUUCUGUUAAUGAGAUGUCCAUCAGUACAUAUUAUGCUCGACUAUCCCUUCACGCGCAUCUGCAUGAUGCCAUCACUCGUUUCUUCGUCUCAGUCAGUGCAGAGAUUUUGCAGCACAUGAGAAUCAUGAUUACCAAGUCCAAAAAUAGUCUAAAACUGUUCCUUUUUUGCACCCUUGUGCUCACCGUUACAGAAACAUCUGCUUCGGUGUUCAACAACGUUAGCUGCUCCAGCAACCACACUUUCACUCCAAACACCACCUUCAAUGCCAACCUCAACACCCUUCUCUCCUACCUUUCCUCCAACGUCACCAACAACUUUAGAUUCUUCAACACAACAUCUGGGGAGGGUUCGGACACCGUCUAUGGCCUCUACAUGUGCCGUGGAGACGUGCCGUUUGCUCUGUGCAGAGAGUGUGUGGGUUUCGCGACCCUAAGCAUAGCCUCGUCGUGUCCCACAUCGAAAGAGGCUGUGAUUUGGUACAACGAGUGUUUGUUGCGCUACUCUUACAGGUUCUUCUUCUCUAAAAUGGAAGAAUGGCCACGGCACCAGGUCAAUAUCCCAUUGGGGGAUCCUGUCGUUUUGCACAGUAAUAAAUUCUACACUGCUUUAGGAUCCAUUUUCGAUGAACUUCCAAAUCAAGCAGCACUGGCUCUCAGAGGGUCCAACCCUUAUGCUGUUAAGCAAGAAAACGCUUCUGCGAGUGUGACCCUGUAUGGCCUCGCUCAGUGCACACCAGACUUGGCCGCCGGAGAUUGCAAACGGUGUAUCGCCGAUGCGGCGGCGGAAUUCGCCGUGUCUUGUUGCGGAGGGAGCAUAGGGGCAAGUGUUCUGUUUCCCAGUUGCAUUGUUAGGUAUGAAACGUAUCCGUUUUAUCAGCAUUCAGGAACCUCCGCGCCAACAACGAUUAAGGGUUCAGGAAAUAUUCGCACUGAAGUGAUUGUGAUAGCCGUUGUCAUGGUUGUCGUUUUGGUAAUCAUUUUUUUCUUUGGCUACUACGGUUUCAACCGCAUUAAAGCGAGAAAGAAAAGCAAGGCCAGUGACGACAGAGAAAACUUUGGGGUAGAAAUCAGUGUCUUGGAGUCCUUGGAAUUUGAUUUUGCUACAAUUGAAGCAGCAACAAACAAGUUUUCUGAAGACCGCAGGAUCGGCAAAGGGGGUUACGGAGAAGUCUACAAGGGAAUCCUUCCUAACGGUGAAGAAGUAGCUGUAAAGAGAUUGUCAACAAAUUCUAAGCAGGGAGCGGAGGAAUUCAAGAAUGAAGUGUUGUUAAUAGCUAAACUUCAACACAAAAAUUUGGUGAGGUUAAUAGGAUUUUGCCAAGAAGACAGAGAGAAAAUACUUAUCUAUGAAUAUGUCCCUAACAAAAGCCUUGAUCACUUUCUAUUUGAUCCCGCAAAACACAGAAUAUUAACUUGGUCAGAGCGGUAUAAAAUCAUUAAAGGAAUUGCAAGAGGAAUUCUUUAUCUUCACGAAGACUCUCGUCUUAAGAUUAUACAUCGUGAUAUCAAACCAAGCAAUGUUCUAUUGGACAAUGACUUCGAUCCAAAAAUCUCUGAUUUUGGCAUGGCAAGGAUGGUAGAUACAAACCAGAUUCAAGGAUGUACGAACAGAGUUGUGGGUACAUACGGUUACAUGCCUCCCGAGUAUGCCAUGCAUGGACACUUUUCUGAAAAGUCUGAUGUAUUCAGUUUUGGAGUUAUGAUUCUUGAGAUUAUCAGUGGAAAGAAGAAUUCUUGUUCUUAUGAAUCAUCUCGUGUUGAUGAUCUCUUGAGUUAUGCAUGGAACAAUUGGAGGGAUGUAUCACCAUUUCAAUUGUUGGAUCCGAGUCUUGUGGAAUCUUACAGUCCAAACGAAGUUGAGAAAUGUAUGCAGAUUGGUUUAUUGUGUGUGCAAGAAAAUCCUGAUGACAGACCAAUAAUAGGAACCAUCGUUUCAUAUCUUAGCAACCCUUCGGUUGAAAUGCCAUUCCCUUUAGAGCCAGCGUUUUUCAUGCAAGGCAGAGUUAGAAGACAUUCAGCUGAACAUCAAUCAUCUUCAGGUUACUCCAUCAAUCAUUCUUUCUCCACCUCUGUAAAUAACAUGUCCACUACCGUAUUCUUCCCUAGAUAGUAUUCUUAUAUCUUAUAUCUAAUUAAACUCAUUACAUAUUUCAGA
Molecule: messenger RNA, 4083 nt
Organism: Vigna angularis (adzuki bean)
Lineage: Eukaryota; Viridiplantae; Streptophyta; Magnoliopsida; Fabales; Fabaceae
Exons: 14
Coding region: 16-4038 (1340 amino acids)
Biological process (GO): protein phosphorylation
Molecular function (GO): protein kinase activity; ATP binding
Source: RefSeq, a predicted model, not a curated record